AUGCAGGGGUGGUACCAAUUUGGAUAUGAUGGUUUUCCAUCUGGUGAGGUACGUAGACGGUUCUAUCGCCAACGUGAUGACCCUUGUGACAGUGAAGAGGAACAAGAGGUGUAUAAUGACAAUGACCGACCUGUUUACUACUAUCCAAUGCAUGAAAGUGAAGAAGCUUCUUCUGCAGAGGAUGAGAUGGAGGAUGAAUUAAUGUCAAUACCACCACCGCCAUCUACUCCUUUUCCUUUACGUAUGUCAGUUUGGGAAAAUUAUUUGGGUCACUGUGGUAGCACCAUUGUGCCUUUAAAAGGAGAUUUUGAUAUUACUGAAGAGAAUGAUGCUUACUUCUUAUUACAUGGAGGUGCAUUGACAGUAGAUGGACAAGUUAUAAAUUCCUCUGAUGUAUUGCAUGUGGAAGCAAGUGUGAGUCUUUUUUCAGGAAAUCAGACAAUUUCUGUUGUAUCUUCUGAUGCUUCACUUGCUAAAGCUAUUUCUUUGACAGGUGGGAAUCCUUUUGCUUCAGAUGAAGUACAUACUACAUUAGAUAUUCCAGCAUCACCACCUCGUCGUUUUGGACAUUGUGCAGUAACGAUUCCAAGUUUUAAUGCACUUGAUAUGCUUAUACCUGAAUACCAUACAAAAUGUCAAUUACAUUUAUCUUUAAUUAUUGGUGGUGCUUUUUGUGAUCGAGUUCCAAAAACAGUUCAUGAUGUUCACAUAAGAGGUUCAGUAAUGUGUGAACCUUGGUUAUCUGUAACCGUACUUAAAAAUUGUAAAGAAUCUUCAUCCUUGAUAACUCAUUCUGAAAUAUCUUCCAUACCACCAGUUACUUCAUCUACAACACAUUGGACAUCACAUUACCCUCUUCCAGGAUUAACACCUUUUACUGUAGUGCCUCGGGUUUUUGCUACUUUAACUCCUUGGCCAAUUAUAAAAAAAGAUUCUGAAAUUGUAUCAUAUGCAUAUUUAGGUGGAAGUAUGAACGGCUGGGAUCCAUUACCGUUAUUUGGACUCUGGUUAAUUCAUGUAGACACUAAACAAUGGAGACUUUCUUCUUCACUUCUUGAGACUUUUGGAGAAGAACCGCCAUCUCGAUUUGGUCAUUCUGCAGUUCUUGUAAAUUCACAAGAAAUCUACGUCUUUGGAGGAAUAGGAGUACGUCGAACCUAUUUAAAUGAUCUUAUGGUAUUAAACUGUUCGACAAGAGUUUGGAGAGAAGUUUUUGUUCCUUCUGUGUUUACAAUGCCACCACGUGCCUUUCACAGCUGUGUGUUAUUACCACAAUCUGAAACACUUCUUUUCAUUGGAGGUGAAGCUGGUGGUCGACAUGAACCUACUGUCUGGAAGUAUAAUGUUGAACGUGGGGUUUGGCGUCUGGUAACAUUUCCAAUGCUGGAUGGUUCUCUUAAUUUAUUAACAACGAGAAAAAUUGACACAUCUACGAGUCGUUUCCUUAGUGCUGUUCAUCUUUUAUGUGAGCGGGAAAGAUUAGAUGCUGAAGGACGAGAUGCCACCACUAGUAGUAUGGAUUCACAAGACAAGAAUAGACGAGGCCGUAAUCACACCAACAGUGGUGGGAACAAUACAUGGUCAUUACCAACCUCAAUGACGUCUAAUUUAGGAAAUGACUUUGUUCCUGUUCCUCCUUGUUCGUCUUCUUUUUUUUCUUCAUCUUCCUCUUCUUCGGUUAAAGUUCAUCAUGAGAAUACUACUGUUACGCCUCUCAGUAAGUACUACAUUGCUGCUAUGCAUGGAUCUCUUUUACAAGUAUUGCCUAUGCGAAGUGGUGUGGUGAUAUUCGGGGGAACAAAAUCUCCUGCAGUGACACCAUUCAGUUGGAUUGCAGCGCGAGAUUACUCUUUGAAGGAAAUUGCAGCUAUGUGGAUCUGCACGCAUCGAUCGCGUCCCUUCUUAGAUGGGAAAUUGGGUCAAUCACUUUAUACGGAUGCGAGUACAUUGCAUGAGCAAGAGGAACAAGUUGCAAACAAUACAACAAGGGAACGUGCUAAUUUGGUAAAACGUUCCAUUGCGGAGUAUCAACUUGAUCAAUGGCAGCGUUACGCCCGCAAGCGUCUUCGUGAUCAGUAA
Trypanosoma theileri is the source of this 2079-nucleotide messenger RNA. RefSeq lists its product as uncharacterized. The record is from RefSeq and is a predicted model, not a curated record. The transcript has a single exon. Lineage: Eukaryota; Euglenozoa; Kinetoplastea; Trypanosomatida; Trypanosomatidae. Bases 1 to 2079 code for a protein of 692 amino acids. Gene Ontology annotation, molecular function: protein binding.